AUGAGGUAUGCAGGCAGGGUCGGCAAACCUGUCGAUCCCAGAAUGGCGCAGGCAUCAGCCAUCAAUCAUCAGAAAUUACAGUCUCUCUACCCUGUAUUUGAGUGGUUUGAAAUCAAUCCAGGGUAUUUACAAAAACCCAUAGGCAACUGCUUUUUUUCUGCCUAUCAUGGACAUGCUGCUGUUUGGCCCGUGAACCAUGCCGACGGCCUCAAGCUAAUUUGCGGCGAGCGACAUGCAGACGGCGCGUGGGCAGCCGCGGUGAAAGCUGUAUGGACCAUGUUGGCAGUCUGCCAAUCGCGCACAAGAGUCACCUCGCCUUCUCGUCAGCCUAGCAUGUUGGUCGGAAUGGGUGGCGAGGUGCAGUACACUGCGUCGCACCAUGGUGAAUAG
This is a messenger RNA of Plenodomus lingam JN3, 390 nucleotides long. NCBI's taxonomy places the organism in Eukaryota, Fungi, Ascomycota, Dothideomycetes, Pleosporales, Leptosphaeriaceae. The record is from RefSeq and is a predicted model, not a curated record.